GUCGAUUGAUUACGUUACCGUAUCUUACUCUGUCUAGGGCUGAACGAACGCGACCGUUCCCCGGGCUGAAGGACAAGCUUGGACCAAUCAAAUACGCAGUAAAAACCGGCUGGGGCGGGAGAUGACGCCUCACCAAGCUGAGUUCUGAACAGCACCGCCAUCUCGCCGUUCCCAGCGCUUGCGAGGGGAGAGUACCUACCAAGUCAACAAACCCGACGAGUGCGUUUGCCAAGUCUCCCAUACCUUUCAAAGGGAUACAAUUAUAUUUUCGGGUGAACCCGGCAUCCGGCAAGCUGGCAGGCAUCCUGUGGACGACGAAUUCGGCGGCUCGGUCGAGUGACGCCGCAAACCCAGCAAAGGCUGCUGAGCGCACGAGAAGCUCUAACGUGAUGACGCAGCCUACCUCCCUGCCACCACUCAACCCGCAGUUUUGCUUCUCGACGACAGCUUUGCGAGACUUCCUCCGCCUAUCGCGAAGCGCGAUUGAUGACACCAUCACCCAGAACUUGAAUGCUUUAGAGACGCCCGCCCGGAGUGGGUUCGACCCGACUUCGACGUCGCGCGUCGGCCCUCGUCCCCUUUCGCACCAGAUCGACGCGGCCGCUUGCAAUGCGUUUAAGGAGCAGGUGCUCUUCCCGUCGUGGCAGGUCCGGUCAGAUGUCCUGAGCUAUUGCUCCUUGGUUGCCACCAGCCCUGACCCCGAUGACCCGGAGAGGGCUUUGAGGGAGGCAGAGAACGAGAGAAACAGGGAGAAAGUCGUGGAUGAGAGACUCGACCCGUACUCGGCGCGCUUCUUUCCCCGGGAGGCCCGGACAGAACACUUGGCCAACGUUCUCCGGUUGGAGAUGGGGGUGGAGAACAUUGUCCGGUCGAGAACAUGGGAUAUAGUUCGGCAACGGUGUGGUGACUCGACCUUUCCUGAGUGGCAGCAGGCCUUGGCGGAUUGGCGAAGGUCCAGCAGGAAAGCGCCGGACGGGAGUCGAUGAAGGCUGCCGUUUGCCCGUGUACUCUCCGUGUACUCUCCGUGUACGAUAUCCAGCCAGCGAGAUCUUUGCAUAUCGAGUUACAAGCACCGCGUCGAACC
Molecule: messenger RNA, 1084 nt
Organism: Thermothielavioides terrestris NRRL 8126
Lineage: Eukaryota; Fungi; Ascomycota; Sordariomycetes; Sordariales; Chaetomiaceae
Exons: 2
Coding region: 390-986 (198 amino acids)
Cellular component (GO): mitochondrial intermembrane space; mitochondrion
Source: RefSeq, a predicted model, not a curated record